Molecule: messenger RNA, 11026 nt
Organism: Dromaius novaehollandiae (emu)
Lineage: Eukaryota; Metazoa; Chordata; Aves; Casuariiformes; Dromaiidae
Gene: SYT10
Product: synaptotagmin 10
Exons: 7
Coding region: 111-1679 (522 amino acids)
Biological process (GO): regulation of calcium ion-dependent exocytosis; cellular response to calcium ion; regulation of dopamine secretion
Cellular component (GO): plasma membrane; exocytic vesicle
Molecular function (GO): SNARE binding; clathrin binding; calcium-dependent phospholipid binding
Source: RefSeq, a predicted model, not a curated record
GCCCCCUGGGCGCGGCGGCCGGCUGAGGCGGGCAGCGCGCCGCCGCCCUCCUCGGCCCCGCCGCCCCGCGCCGGCCAUGGCGUAGCGGCCGCGGGAGGCAGGCGGCGAAGAUGAGUUUCCCGGCGGAGGACGGCGUGGGCAGCCUGUGCCACAAGGCGCUGCAGAUCAUCUCCGAGCUGUGCCUCGGCGGGCAGGUGGAGCGGGAGAAGUGCGCCGGCAUCUUCCCCCUGGAGACCGCCCGCCAGGGCAUCGGCGGCACCGACAUCUCAGUGAGUCUGUUAGCAGUAGUCGUCAGCUUCUGCGGGCUCGCCUUGCUGGUAGUCUCACUUUUUGUCUUUUGGAAGUUGUGUUGGCCCUGCUGGAGAAGCAAACCUCUCACUUCUAAUGCCAGUAAUAUCCCUCAAAGCAACUCCAGUGCUCCUACAGAGGUUUUUGAGACCUGUGAGAAAAAAGAAGUUAAAGAAAAUGGGAAACCUUCAACAAAGGUACUUGAAGCUGCAUUGAAAAUUAGCCACACUUCCCCUGAUAUACCAGCAGAGGUCCAGAAUGCACUGAAAGAACAUCUAAUCAAACAUGCACGCAUGCAGAGGCAGAUCACUGAGCCUACAUCAUCAUCAAGGCACAGUUCUUUCAGGAGGCAUUUACCAAGGCAAAUGCAAGUGUCCAGUGUUGAUUUUAACAUGGGGACAGAUCCAAUUUUACAGAGGGGAGAGACAACAACCAGCAUUGGGAGAAUAAAGCCAGAACUCUACAAACAGAAGUCUGUGGAUUCUGAUGGUCAACAAGAAGAUGUGAAAACCUGUGGAAAACUUAAUUUUACUCUCCGGUAUGAUUAUGAAAAUGAACUUCUUGGUGUCACAAUUGUCAAAGCCUUAGAUCUGCCUGCUAAAGACUUCACAGGAACAUCCGACCCCUACGUUAAGAUUUAUCUGCUUCCAGAUAGGAAAAAGAAGUUUCAGACACGAGUUCACAGAAAGACAUUAAAUCCUGUCUUUGAUGAAACCUUUCAGUUUCUUGUAGCCUAUGAUCAACUCAGCAACAGGAAAUUGCAUUUCAGUGUUUAUGAUUUUGACAGAUUUUCUAGACAUGACAUGAUUGGGGAAGUUAUUCUUGAUAACCUUUUUGAAGUCUCAGAUCUCUCCAGGGAAGCCAAUGUAUGGAAAGACAUCCACUGUGCCACCACAGAGAGCAUAGAUUUGGGUGAGAUCAUGUUUUCCCUUUGUUAUUUGCCUACUGCUGGGAGAAUGACCUUAACAGUCAUCAAAUGUAGAAAUCUCAAAGCAAUGGAUAUAACUGGAUCAUCAGAUCCAUAUGUCAAAGUAUCACUGAUGUGUGAAGGUCGAAGACUGAAAAAGCGAAAAACAACCACGAAGAAGAACACACUCAAUCCAGUUUAUAAUGAGGCCAUCAUCUUUGAUAUCCCUCCAGAGAAUGUGGACCAGGUCAGCCUUUCUAUUGCAGUGAUGGAUUAUGAUCGAGUAGGGCACAAUGAGGUCAUUGGGGUAUGUCGGACAGGAAUUGAUGCCGAAGGGCUUGGAAGAGAUCACUGGAACGAGAUGUUGGCUUACCCACGUAAACCAAUAACUCACUGGCAUCCACUAAUAGAGUUACCUGGCCGAGCAACCAGUUUUGAUAGCCAGGGAUCUUGUUCAUCACCAAAACCACCACUUACGCCCUAGGGCACAAGAAUGGAUUCAUCAUGUUCAGUGUCCAAAGCUCCCAUCUAGCUCACAUCUACAUUAACAGAAGGUUUGGCUUCCGCAGAUGAACUGUAUCCAUAUUUUUGUAUUAAAAUACAUUUUUCCUAUUCUAAGUCUUAUAUUACAGUUUAUAAUAAUUUCUUAACUUAUAAAUGAAGUUUACUUGAGCCAAAUAUAAUCUUUACUCUUGCAGAUUCAUUCACUUGUUUUCUCUCUGGCAUAUAUCCAGUGUCAUAUCCACGCAGCAUUUUGAUAUGAGCUAUACCUUUGCAUAGACAAAGAAAUCAGAAAAAAAAAUCUUAAGCAAUUCAAAGCAACUGCAGCUUGUAAUGCGUACUUCUUUUGAGGUAGAGCAAAUAGUCAUAUAUAGCUCUUGUAGUAAGUUUCCUCUAGAUUGCAUUAAAUCCUGUAUGACUUCUUAAGAUAACACUUCAAAGCGGACACGUCACGAAAAGACAACUGUUGUCACAUUUUGGAAAAUCAGUUCAUUCACAAGUAGGGAGGAGGGACUGAUCAAAAGCCCACUGAAGCUGAUGGGAAGGACCCUACUGGUUUCACUGGGUUUUAGUUCAGCCUUUAUGGACCAGAUUCCACAGCCAGGGCUACGCAGUUCGACUCUUCCAGCAGUCAGGAGAACAGCUGCGCGCAUGGGAGCUCAUUCACCUGCCAAGCAUAAAUACCUGACAUAUGCAGAGGUCCAGGCUCGUGUAGCCCUUUCACUUCAGCUGCUCACCAGCUGAUUCAGAGCUAGCACGAGUGUCUCUGCAUUGGCACUGAACAAUGCUGGUGUGGGUACCAUUUGGACAAUAAAUGUGUUCAUGAUGAGUCCUACUGAGGUCGAUGCAGCGGCACAGAGAUGUAAGUGUCUUCUGACGAGGUGGAUCCAGCCCCUUUGAAAUAGCCCAUUUGCUGUGGUCAUCGUGCAGUCCUUAUUCAAUCUUUAUUCAGACCAAACUGUAGCUGAGUGAAUACUCUGAAGUAAAAUAAUUUAUUUAAUGAAUUUUAGCUGUUCAAAAAAUGACCAGCACCUGCAGUUACACACAACAGACAUGUGAUUCUUGAUUUAGUGCAGCAAUAUUGGAUUUGUUUGAAGCUAUUUUGACUGAAUAUAUAGCUCACAUGGCUAUGCUGGUCCCUGGCUGGAUGCAUCCAGAAUUAGGUGUCCAGUAUCUAUAAAUCUAAGAUGUGCUUUAUAUCAAUAUAUGGAGAGAGAAAUCAAAGUGUAACAAUUUUAUAAACUAGUAAACUCAUUUAUUACAACAUACAGUGACAGCAAAUUCAAAAAAAUGUUAGCCGAAGUGAGCUAGUUUAAAAACUGGAAGAGAACUGCAAAUUAUUUUGUGGACUUGAUUCUUGAUAGCAUUAAAGUUUACCUCAAUCAGAUAGUUAUUUUCUUUAUAUUUUCCUAUAAAGGAGCCUGUGAAGGGCACAGAAAAGACUGCAUGAUUGGGUUUUGAAAGGUGAACUGCAACUUGAAAAAAGUUGGGGUGGUUGCUCUUUUUUGUAUCUUUGUAAUGUAUAAAGAAGACUGUGAAGAUAACAUUUUCCAAAAUAGCAUGUUUACAGAAGAAAAAUGUCAUACACAGAAAAAUGCCAAUGUAUAAGUGUUCCAUAAUAAUGAAAGAAUUUGUGAGAAUUAAUCUGGUUAUGAAGGGAAAAGGGUCUUAGGCAAACUUCUAAAGAACCAUUUUGGCUUGGUUUGUUUUUCCCAGUUAACAUAGAAUACGUUUAUAAAGAUCCAGUCCCUCUAUUCCUUUAGUUAAUCCCUGAGACAGUCAAAUAUGCCUUGAAGUGUCUUAACUGCUUCAGGAAAGCUAGGAAGGCUGGUCUUAACAUUCCAGGUGUUUCUGAGGCAAAAAAAAUCAGGUAUAAAAUAAUUUCAUACACACAACCAAAAGUGAAUAAACAAAUAAAGCUUUCAGUCAUUCCUUACAUAUUAAAAAACAAACAAACAAACAAACAAACAAACAAAAAGGCUCCAGCCCAAGUUUUUGAAUGUCCAUUGCACGUUGCUUUUCAUGGCCUCUGGAUAGAAAUAGUUUUUCCCAGAGAGGGUUGAUAAUGCUGUCCACUGAUCCUCUGUCCUCAAGAUUGUAUUUUAAUCAUGGUAAAUACAGAGCAGCCUUGCAGAAUUUCAUUCCUCCAUUUGCUCUGGGUGAGUAAAUUUUUAAAUAGGAGAAAAAGUUCUCCUUUGUGGGGACUUUUUCUCCCAUCAUUGUCAUCAUCAUGAGAUUUUGUGGCCUACAUCAUUUUCACAGUGAUUUUGCAAGAUUGUUACAGAUACAUAGGUAUACAUGUGGAGAUUGAAAAGCUAUUUUGUGUAUACAUUUAUCUUAAUACAAACUAUAUCAGAAGUGGCCUUUGUGGCCUAGAAGAUACUUUUUGUAAUGUGGUACUGUAACAGUUGACUAAAUAUUCUUUGCACUUUUUUGCACCUAAUAUCCAAAAAGCUAACAAUUUCACAAUCAAAUGUAGCAUAAGUGUUCAGCAAUGAGCAACAUCUUUUUAACUAUUUCAUUGUUCUGUUAGUAUCAUGUAUGUUUCUUUAUAAAUAGUAAGGUAUUUCAAUUUUCACUUUCUUAAAUUUAGAUUAUUAUCAAACACCAAAGGAAUAAUAGCUCAGUUUGUUCCCACUUGUUGAUUUUUUUGAUAUUGUUAAUAACAAUAGUGAAUGACUUAUGUAUCUAAACUUGAAUUAUGGGUGCUCUGCAUCUAUGAAAAAUCAGUUGGCAAUAUUGUCCAGACAUCUAAUUUCAAAAAUUCUCCCCUGGUUAAUUCUCUUCAGUCCCUUAUCAUUGAUUAAUAUAAUUAAUGUAAAAGAUGAUCAUUUUUCAUUUUUCACUGAUAUCUUAGAUAUCUCACAAGACAGUGUAUAUAUUUAAUGUAACCUAUCCAUUGGCUUUAGAGCCUGGUUCACAAGUUACUUUCUGAGUGUACUCACAAAAGUACUCUCUGAGUGAAAACAGCACAGUUUUCGUCAAUGAAUAUGUUGUUUUAUGUAGCUCUUCAUUAAGAGAUGUAAAAAGUUUUAAUUUUCAGCAGAGAUGUAAACUCGCUGCCCCCAUCCUGAAUGUUUAUAUGUCACUUAUCUGCAGUGUCACAAACAUUAGCCUAAUUUGAGAAAAACUGAAUUUGGCAAAUGAUUGGUGUAAAGAAUAUUCUGGUAAUUUUACAACAGUUUGAAAAACUCACACUUCUAAAAGCCUGAGUUAUUUUUUAUUGAAAUGAUUUACUGGAAACAUUAACUGUAUUUAAUAAGAAUUGUAUUUUGCACUGCAAAGCUUUUUGUACUUUCAAAACAGUAAACCACAGGACUGUAUAGAGAAAGUACAAGAUGGAUUAAGUGGUUCCAGGGGAGCUGCUAAAUUUUUAUAUUUAUUUUCAAUAAUGCACUGGAAAGUGAAAAAGCCCACAUACAAAUGUAUCUAAUGAGCCAUUCUAGUCUUUUGGGUAAAUAUUGUUUUCAAACAAUUGUUUCCCCUCCCCACAUUAAAUAAGUUUUCAGGGACCAUUAGAUUUGCUCUAAGCAACCAUAAAAUUGUUAUUAUAUCUAUGCAAAAUGUAAAGUAGGACCCUAAAACAGAGGUAGAUUUAGGAUUCCAGUGCAACUGCAAACAAUAGCUUACAUUCAAUAAGAUUCAGGUCACAUAUUGCACUCCUUUACUUCAACUUUAAACCUCUGUAUUGCAUACUUCUGCUGAUACGGCCCUUCCCCUUGCUCUCCCAGCAAAUAACUGUCUCUUCCCCCUUAUCUCUUCUCUAUACUGGGCUUCUGUUCAGUUACUAGAGACUUGACCCUUACUUUUGUCUGCACUGCUGAAAGAUAACUCCUGACCUUAACGUGUAGUAGUAUGAAACCUGUGGGAUUCUGACCAGUUGGCGUAGGAUAGCUACGUCUUUAUUCUCAUUCUACAGAAAGCUGACAAGGAAGUAACUUCUCCAAAGUCCCUUUUGAUCGUCAGAGUUACAGGGAGCAGUAAUACUGUCAGCUUUUUGGCUUCUAGAAACCAAUAAGAGAAUAAAAUACAUAUUCCUUAGCUGUUGGCCAGGAACAGAGAAAGUGGCCAGGACUCACUAAGAUAAAACAAAACCUAGUAUACCAGGUCAAAAGUUCCCCUUCAAAGUUGAUCUUUCAAUAUAUGGAAAUGUUUUGGCAUCUUAUGUUUAAAUACCAAAACUAGACAUUUUUCUUAAACGAUCACAACCAUAUUCAAUAUUUUUGAAGAAAAUUUUGAGCAAGCAUGAAAUGUUUUCAUUUGGGUUAAAUUUUUCCAAAGGAAAAAGCAAUCACUUUCUAACUACUUCUUUCUAUGGAUAUAUUUUCUUAACAAUGUUGCAAAAACAAAGUUUCCAGAAAAUAGACUUAUUCAGUCCAUCUAUUCUAUUUCUCAGUUUUUUGAUUAGCUUCAGUUAAAUCCUUUUGAAAGUUUUGAACAUGGUGAUGCACAACACAUAUAUGAUAAUCCAGUUCCAAGAUUACUCUGCUAUAUUUUUUUAAUCAGCUAACUGAUUAUAUCCCACACACUUUUAUAUGUAUUAGCUUUUUAUUAAACACCAUUAAUUUGAUUAAUGUUCUUACUUUAUACAACUUUUGAAAUCAUUUGACUAUAUUUUUAGACUGUGCAAAAGGUUGAAAAAGUGGGUGAGGAGCUAUUUUAGAACUCAGUAAGAGAGCUCUUUUCUUGAUGAAGAUGCCAAAUUUUUCAGAAAUCCAUGAAUGUGCCUGCAAAAAUUGAAUUUUUCUUAUUUGAGCUUGCAAAAGCCUAGAUAUUCACACACAAGUACUUACACUUGCAAAAUGUAUAAUCAUUAUUAUUUAGCAUUUCUAUUACAACCAAACAAUCAGGCCUAAUCAGAAAUAGGCUUCAAUUUGUGAUAAAUACUGGACAAAUCCAUAUUGAGAGACAGUUUCUUGACCUGAAAAGUUCAUAUGACUUUAUUCCUACAAAUGAAUAUACUUGAAAAUUCUGUAGGUGUAAAGUAUGACCUACAUGUGCACUGUUAAUUAGAUGGUGUUAAUUAACUUGCGGACAAAGCUCAUAUAAUAUCCAACAAUCCAAAAUAUGUAUAAACUAUAGAAUAUGAUGAGAAUAUUAGUCAUGUUUGAUGGAAAAUCUUUAUCAUUCCCACCACAGCUGAGAUUCAGUUUAAUCCUUAGCUCGCAGAUUCACUUUUGCUUGACUUCUGAGGCUUCUCAUUCUAAACUCGGUGCUUUCUAUUAUCAGAAAAUAGAUAAAUUGUACCACAAAACACCACAGAGCUAAGAAAGACAAAGGAAAAUGACCGAGAGGAUAUGGUAGUAAACGCACAGCUCUUGAGUGCAACUGCAACGCUCUGAAAUGAAAAGCUCCCUUUAAAACCAAUAAUCAUUACAAUAUUCAUAUCACUUGUCCGUUCUUCAUGUGCAUGAAGAAAGUGGGUGGUUCCUGAAUAAGCGUUAGCAUUGGGUACAGGAAUUAACUGAGGUGCUGAUCACAGCCAUUUGCCAUGUCCAAGACAACUAAUACCUUAACUUUAAAACUUUCUUUUCCUCCAUGUCGCCAGUCCAAAUAAAUAAAUGUCUCAUACACAAUUCCCCUUUUCCUUAGCCCUGGCUGGAAAUUGGCAGUUCUUUAACAGAACGCAGGAAACCCAGAGCUGGAACCCUAAGAGAAAGUGAAGCUGCAUGUGGGAUUUAAAUAUCGCAGGGGAAUCUGGCCAGGAAAACAGAACUAUCACCUUCAAUCGUGUGCUAAGUGCUAGGGGAUGCUUGAUGAUAACAAGUGCUCAGGGCUAUGAUUUUAUGUUUUAUCUGAUAGCACCUCUACGAUGUUGCUGUUGCUGGGAAACCUCUUCUUUACUGACUCAGAGAAGAGAAUGCUACUGGUAUUGCUAAUGUAAAAUUUUUCCACUCAAGCAUAGACCACGACUCUUAUGUUACAUGGGGCUCGGUCCUCUGGAAGGACACAAAGCAUGUAAAAUCUUUAAAACAAUUAAAGUGCUGCCCUGUACCAUCACAAGGACUAUUCACUUUGUUGGUACUAAGGACAAGCUUUGGUGCCUUACUGAACCCACAGAGCAUUUCCUAGAGUGCUCUUUAGUGCUAAAUGCAUGUUAAUGAAUUGUUGAUUAAAUAUAUUAGCAUUACUGAAGACCCUUAGUGUCAACAUUGGCAAAAUAUGACUAAUAAAUAUAAAUACAGGUUAAAUAGAUUCUCAGAGUACCAAAGCACUGUCUAGUAGGGAAGGCAGAAAGACUCUGAUAUAUAAUUCAUGACAGUGUGCUCUGAAAUUUGAACCUGCAGAAAGUCAGAUAACUGCUGUGAUGAAAGUGGAGCUUCUCUGUAAUAAUUUAUGAAUACAAUAUUUUGACUUGGCUAUUGGUCUAAAAUAAAGUGAGUUGAAUAAGUAAGCUUAAAAAAAGGGGGGGGGGGGAACAAUGGGCAGAGCAUGUCUGACAUCAAGGUGCUUCUUAGCAAAAACAGAGAUUUCCUAAAAGUUAAUAUCCAUGCUGGUGGCUCUGGAGAUUCUACCAGCUCCAUAGCCAGUCUCAAAAAUGCAGGUCAUCCAAAAUGGUGAAAGCCCAGGCAUGGAUAGGAAAAACAGAAUAGUAAAGAUCAGGAGAUCUGCUAGAGAAAAGGGAAGAUUUGUGUUUGAGCAGUCUGCGAUGCAAGCUGUUGCUGAAGUUCACAGAGAAAUUAGACUGGAUCAGCCUCCCAUUAAUAGUGGAAAACCUUUAGCCAAGGUAGAUAUGCAUGUAGCCUGUUAUUUUCAAAUCCUUUUCUUUUAAAUAUUUAAGCUUACCAUUAAACACUAUGUUUUCAAAGGAGCAUUCACAGGCUCCCUGAAAAAAAAAAGUUUCAAAUCCAUUCAGACUUUCUGAGUUCACACCGUUAUUACAGAGACAGUGUCCCUGAGCCUAGAGUAACUGCCUUGUUUAGCCUUUAUGUGAUUCCUAUUAUCAGAGAUGUUCUAAAAACUGCUUGUCAACAUAAGAGACUGGCAUCUUAGGCACCUAACAUUACCAUCACCAAAAAGCAAUCUGUUUUUUGGGGCAGCUUGCCAAUAAAUUUCUGAGGAAGAGGAGUUGUGGGCUGUCAGCUGUUUUUAUAAAGCAGGUCUGUUUAUAUGAAUACACUUACAGUUUGCAAGGUGGCAGAGAUAGAGGGGGCAUGUUAGUUUGUUUAAUAAGCUAUGAGUUGAGACUCAUCAGAAGUGAAGAGGACAGAACAAGUAAGAAGAUAUUUAAAUGCUUUUGUAGAAUCUGGGUCAUGAACACAAGAGAAGAUAGGAGGCAAAGAAAGCCCACUGAGCAUGUAAAGAAGUCUCUAGAAAAAACUGUUAAAAACGAAAGUGAAGGAUAUAAGAAAGGGGUGAAUUGCGAGUGUUUUCAAUGGUCAGAAAAUGUGCAUGUAGCAAACACUUCCAAAAGAAAGAUGUUGCAUGCAAUUCCCCAACCUCAUGUCUUGUACAGACAUUUGCAAGCUUGCAAGGGCAGUGGGGAGCCAUGUUGCAGACAUGGGUCUGUUCUUAAAAUAAAAAUGGCCCUCAGCCCCAGAGAUCCUGAUCCCAGAGGAUUUCCAUGGCAAAGAGCACUGUCAAUUGCUCACAGCAUAUCCUACCCUUACGGUCUAUCUCUUGCAGCAUGGUUGGGACCAAAAGGCGCACAGCCAGGGUAUGAUCAGACACAUUCCUCUCUAUUUGUUAUAAUGACCUUUUAGUUUUUUGGCACCUGACAUAGAUUUGAGAGUCUCCGAAAGGUGAAAACUGAUUUUUAUUUAAUGUCACCUCUCGCAUUUUCAAAGCUUCAGACAAUCAGUACUUGAAUUAGAAACCAGUAGGAAACACCUUUUGAAAAUGCUACUGCAAUUCACAAGGUACCAGUUUUGUUUUCAAAUCAUGGCUAGACUAAUGUCACAAAAUGGUGUAAGAGUUACCAGGCUGUUGCAGGUGCCAGAUGACUCACAAAAGUGAGAUCAUAAUUAUAGUGUAUUUCUCACUUAAUAUCCCACAGCUCUUUGUGUAUGAGUAGGGUCCUGGAACUGAUGUUCCAGACAAAUCCCAUCUCCUCCUGUUCUUCCUAUUCAGGCAGCUUCAGCUGAAUAAUGAAUUCUUCUUCCUUUGUCCUAAAUUGUCACAUAGUACUGGGUGUGCUGUGAUUCUUUCACCCUGGGAGUGACUGCAUUUUACUAAAAAUUAGAGUGGUCGAUACAUGACCAUUACUUCCCUCGCCACAGUUUUCUGAGGUUUAAUUGCAUAAUAAUAGUUAUGAGGGAAAUGACUACAUAGCUGAACAAGUCAUAGAUGUGCAAAAUGUACUUAUUUUUGGCAGACGGGUAUGUGUGGAGGGGUGUGUGUCUUCUUUAUGUAAAGAGAGACUUGGCUACCCCAGAAAAUGAAAAAGGAGGAGAUUCAGCAGACUCUCCAAAGAGCACUUUAAACAAUAUUGCAUUUAUUCCUUUCACGCUUUACACAGGGCAAGUGUUUAAUGUUCUUAAUUAUCCUUAUGGCAUAGGAACUUGGUUAAUUUAUUUACUCUUUAACCUUCUCAGUUCUUAGUCCACCAAAUCAUUCUUUUUCUAUUAUUAAGUAAAUUUGAGCCAGAGAGUCAAAAUCACCAACUAUAAAGUGUACAGCUUUAUCUCAGCCAGCAACUGAAUCUACACAGCUCGACGUUUUAUGUAUUAUUCUGAAAGGGAGCCUGGCACUACUGCACUUUACCUACUUGCCAGUAGCAGAUAGACAAUUGUAGGUCAUAGCCAGGAAGCUCUGAGGAUUAAUUUCUGAAAUCUUGGGUCUGAUUCUGCAAGCCCUCAAGAAACAGGGCAACCCAUGAAGUCAAACAGCAGUCCUACCUAAAGAGGGCUUGAUAAUGAGCAAUCCAUGCUGAGAAAAGAGAUUUAAUUCAGAUAUUUCAAGGCAUCUUUCAGAAUUUUUUGCCUCGUUUUCUGUACUGUUGUUAAAAAUGUACUUUUUUUAAGACAAAACUUUAUAAUUUAAUCUCUAAGCAGGGCAAAAAGCGGUACUCAAGUACCAAUCUACUCAUGCACUGAAGAUAAUAUUGAUGCAAAAAAAAAAAAUUUUUAAAGCCUUUUAGCAAAAAUGUUUAUGACAGCAAAAUAUAAAGAUGCUGACAAGAACACAUUCAAUUUUUUCUGUGAUUUUUUUCCUUUUUUAAUUAGAAUUAAAACACUUCACCCCCUUUUUUGGCUCUAUGAGAAAACCGCAAAGUGGUAAAUGUAUCUACUGUAGCUUUAAUAUUUAUUAAAAUAAUAUAGCACAAAAAGUGAUUCAGUUGAGCCUUUUAAGGUGUACUUUUAACAAUAAUACACAUUUGUAUAUUCUGCA